Messenger RNA from Elaeis guineensis (African oil palm), 805 nucleotides. RefSeq names its product small ribosomal subunit protein uS12. Gene Ontology annotation, biological process: translation. The record is from RefSeq and is a predicted model, not a curated record. Gene Ontology annotation, cellular component: small ribosomal subunit; ribosome. Gene Ontology annotation, molecular function: structural constituent of ribosome. Lineage: Eukaryota; Viridiplantae; Streptophyta; Magnoliopsida; Arecales; Arecaceae.
UGGUUUGAUCAAGUGGCUCAUAACUGUUUCGCAUAAGAGACCUAGGGUUUCGUUGCACUCGUUUCUCUGCGUCUGCUGAACCCUAAUCUCCGUCGCUGCGCACGUUCGCCGCCGAGAGCGCGAGAGAGAAGACGAAGAGACGAGAGGGAGAGACACCUUUAGACGAAGAUGGGGAAGACUCGUGGUAUGGGAGCUGCGCGCAAGCUCAAAACACACAGGAGGAGACAGAGGUGGGCGGACAAAGCAUACAAGAAAAGCCAUCUUGGAAACGAAUGGAAGAAACCAUUUGCAGGUUCUUCCCAUGCUAAGGGAAUUGUCCUUGAGAAGAUAGGCAUUGAAGCCAAGCAGCCCAACUCUGCCAUCCGAAAGUGUGCCAGGGUUCAGCUGAUUAAGAAUGGGAAGAAGAUUGCCGCCUUUGUUCCAAAUGAUGGUUGCUUAAACUUCAUCGAGGAAAAUGAUGAAGUUUUGAUUGCUGGAUUUGGACGAAAGGGGCAUGCGGUAGGAGAUAUUCCAGGAGUAAGGUUCAAGGUCGUCAAGGUUUCUGGUGUCUCACUUCUGGCACUGUUCAAGGAAAAGAAAGAGAAGCCCCGAUCUUAAAUUUUGUUUUUUUUUUUAAUAGAAAACUAAGUAUGCAAGGAAAUUGUCUUUUUGAGCCAAAGAUGUUGUCGUUCCAUUAUUAUUAAUUUUUUUUCUAGGACGUACAUUUGCUAACUCUUAUAGGGUAAUGUGAAGAUUUCCUAUUAAUGUAGUUUAAACUGUAUGGACCAUUGCAUUUAUUUGGGUACUCAAAACUCGUCGGUCUUAA